This is a messenger RNA of Hermetia illucens (black soldier fly), 2986 nucleotides long. RefSeq names its product motile sperm domain-containing protein 2-like. The coding region runs from base 526 to 2073 and encodes 515 amino acids. NCBI's taxonomy places the organism in Eukaryota, Metazoa, Arthropoda, Insecta, Diptera, Stratiomyidae. The transcript is spliced from 7 exons. The record is from RefSeq and is a predicted model, not a curated record.
UCCCAAUGAAGUAUUUUUCGCGGUUUUUAGUCCGUCAGUUGUUAGUAUCGCGGAGCGGGCGUAGUAUAUUCUACGAUCAGUCUCGAUUUCAUAUGUGGAACUCUCAUAUGUGAAUAGGUGAUUCGUGCUCGUUCCGCGAUUGUUUUUGUUGUUACUCCUCCACGGUGAUAUCAACGCGAUCGUAAACUAUGGUCAUUGCGAGAAUUUAAUGCCUUUCGUCUAAACAAUCUUUUCCUGCAGCAACCAAUUUACGCACUCACGGUUUCUAGCAUCACCAUGCCGUAUUUCGACUGUUCCGAGAUAAAAUCGAAUCUGUAACGCAGCCUCCUAAUAAAACGGCUAAAAAAAGCAAAUCUGAAUUGUAAUCAUGACCUCCUAUCAAAGUUCGUCGGUGCCUUAGAUAAAAGUCUAUAAAUAAGUGAUUAGGGAAGGUGCUGAUAAGAAAAUAUCAAUUGGGAGGAAAGUUUUAAGUUGGAGUGACCGUAAAUAGUUGAUUCGGGAAAGUGUGUAAUAUCGUUUGCGAAAAUGAGUGGUUCCUUGAUUCCUACUGCGGAGCAGAUAGAGACGCUCAGGGACCUGUUCUUUAAGAAGUUGGAGCGUGAGGGCACACCUUUUGAAGAUGGCUUGGAUGCAAGGGACAUCAACCGGAUUGAGACCUCCAACCUCUACCUACAAAAAUUCCUGGAAACAUAUGAUCUGGACAUGAAGCAAGCACUGAAAACUUUAUGGGAUACAUGUUUAUGGCGCAAGGCAUAUGGGACCAACGAUAUUAACGAGCACAAUGUUAACCAGCAGCACUUAUAUUCAGGAAUAAUAUUCGCUUACAACCGGGACAUCGAUGGGAAAACACUAUUAAUUUGUAAAACUAAGCUCCACCAAAAAGGCAAGAACGACGUAGACGAUCUGAUACGACUCCUUGUCUAUUGGGUUGAACGACUCCAACGAGAGGAGAAUUACGCACAAAUUUCACUAGUUUUCGAUAUGAAUUCAACUGGACUCAGUAAUAUGGACAUGGAAUUCACAAAAAGGAUAAUAGAAACCUUCAAGUUCUACUAUCCGUAUAUUUUAAAUUAUAUUAUUAUUUUCGAUAUGCCGUGGGUUUUAUCUGCUGCCUUUAAAAUAGUGAAAAGUUUGUUGCCACCAAAAGCUGUUGCCAAAAUGAAAUUCGUCAACCAAAAAACAAUAAGUGAUUACGUGGAUGAAAGUAACGCAUUAUCGUGUUGGGGAGGAAAAGACAAUUACGUGUAUUCAUUCGUCCCUGAAAACCGAAAAUCCGAGGAAAAUCGUGUAAAUCAUAAUAACAAUAAUUAUGAUUUAAUAUCACAGAAUGGAAACGAAUCAGCUUCCUUAUCAGCGAGAAAGGUGCAUUUUGCCAACUCCAGUCCGCCAGACUCUCCAAUGUCGGACACGGCGCAGUCCACGAGCACCGACAGGAACGAAGCUGAAUUGCUUCGUAUCACGCCGGACGAUGCUAUCGUGUUUAUGAAAACCGGUAACGAACUGGUAGGAACUGUUGAAAUUAUGAACAUAUCUUACAGCGAUGUAACCUAUAAGAUAAAAACCACUUCCCCCGAAAAGUUUCGGGUACGUCCAAGUUCAGGUUGUCUCUCGCACGGUGCAAGCACAACAAUAAAUGUAGUUUUACAGCAAGGCCAAUCCUUGUCGACUUUGAACAAAGAUAAAUUUCUUGUCAUGGCGAUGCCAUUGUCAGCGGAAGAUGCGGGAAAUACACAAGCAAUAGCUGAACUGUGGAAGAACACGCCCACGAAUAGUCCGUCAGUGGAGCAACGCCGUCUCAAAUGUACUCUGCCUCAUCAGAUGGCCCCUGGUGAUGGCUUAAAGAAUGGACGUGUAAACUCUGGUAGUUAUUCAAACGUAAUUGACAGCGAUAGGCAAUUCACUUCGAUGCUCUCUCAACUGACUGAAACAACAUCAAGACUUGAAAAUCAAAUAAAGUUUUCACAGAGUCUACAAUGGAUUACAUUGACCGUUUUCAUGCUACUCUCGAUGGCUGUCGUUUACAUUCUAAAACAGGAAAUCAAUCAAAGCGGAGCCUGCCAUUCGGAAUUUUGAAGCGACAAAGGGGAGUCUAGACUGCUCAAAAGACGUUCAUGGAAAACCGAAUGCAAGUUAUUUAUGUCACACAUCCUAUUACCUGUACGAAAACAUGCCAACGGUAAUUUAAUUUUACACGGAGUACCUAAAUCGUUGAUGAAUCAUCAAACAAUUUUCAAUUGUUCAAAUUUGCAAGCUAAAUUCUCCUUUUCUCUUUGGGACGAUUGUAGUUUAUAAAUCCAAUCUACUUUCAUUUAGAUACUAAUUGCCAAUCGUAGAUUGUCACUUUGUUUUUCGUUUGAUAUUUAAUUAAUGAUAAUUUUUGUGUAAGCGGAAGAAACGUGGAUGGAUAUUUGCUUUCCUUUUAAGUGAAGCUUCUCGAAGAUACAAUGCAUCUUGUCCAAGUAAGGUUUGUGAGUUAGCAAUGCAAAAGGAAUCGUUAAAUAUAUUCGUACUAAUGAUACACAAAUGCAAAAACUUACUGCCUAUGCCAAACACUUUUAAAACAGAAAAUAUUGUAUUUAAUACAUAAAUUGUCAAAAUCAAUCAUUGAUUCAAUUAUUAAAUUAUUCUAAUGAACCUAAAGCCUUGUAAGUAAAUCCAGAACUCAAAUAAAUGGGUAUUUGUAAUUUGCUGAAAAUUAUUUCUAUCUAAAGGAACUUUGCUAUGCUGCAUUCAAUUUGCGUACGUAUUGAAACUAAAAUUAAGAAAAUUUUCUAUUUUACAUGAAAGGGAGAAAUGUCAUUUGGAAGAGCUCUAGAAUAUUUCCUACUGUAUUGCGUCGAAGAUGAGUAAAUAACACAAAAUAGACACAAAGCAAGUGAAAAGAACUAUUUUGUCUACCUGUUUGUUAAGUCUGUGACUCUGACACAUGUGAUCCAGAUAAUAAUUAUAAUAUAUGAAUACUGAGAAAAUAAAGAAAAUUACUCUA